Molecule: messenger RNA, 510 nt
Organism: Saccharomycodes ludwigii
Lineage: Eukaryota; Fungi; Ascomycota; Saccharomycetes; Saccharomycodales; Saccharomycodaceae
Gene: SLM4
Product: Slm4p
Exons: 1
Coding region: 1-510 (169 amino acids)
Biological process (GO): signal transduction
Cellular component (GO): Ragulator complex
Source: RefSeq, a predicted model, not a curated record
AUGUUAAAAGCUUCAAGUAUUAAUAAAUUACUAAACAAGUUAGUAAAUGAGCCUGCAUAUUCACCGAUUAUCAGCAAAAAUGUUAAUGCUACUAACACAAAAAUAAAGCGUACCGUCUAUCAUAUGAAAAGUAUUGCGUUGAUAGAUAGCACAUCAGGUAAUAUACUUGCGUACUCAAUAAAAAAGACUGGAGCCACAACUGUCAACGAUAAUGAGCCCGAAUUAAGUUUGCCUCUAAUGUGUCUAUUAGUGAGGGAUAAAUAUAUGGAAGAUUCGCAUAGCAAAAAAAAUGAGGAAAAUGAUAUUGUUGUCUACACUUAUGAUUUGGAUGAAGAGUGGAAUGUUUGCUGUGCAUUAAUACCAGGAAGUGAUAUCCUAGUAUGUUAUAUAAGUCGUGCAAACGUUACUGCCAAUACCGCCAGUGUAAAUUUCCCUGUUGGUUUAUUGUGUUUAAAAUUAAAAGUUAAUAUCAAGAAUAAUUUUAAAAGUCUAUACGGUUAUAAAAUGUGA